AUGGAAGAAGGUGGUGUAUUGGGGGUGUAUAUGAUGGUCACAUGGGGCAUUACCGGUGAUGAACCAGGUCGGUCUUUGCAGUAUACAUCGCGCCACAAUAGCCACCCCGAACGGAUCAUCUCCACUGCGCUCCGAUCGAAAUGGGUUCUCAGUGAGUCCAGGGGCAUUGAACUUGUCGUCUUCGUCAGUCUCCAGAUUGUCAAUAUCGAAAGACACAGAAACAUCGAUUUCGUUCCCGGCAUCUUCGCGAUCUCCGUGCUUCUUAGGCACAAGUCUGCGAAACGGGUUAAUGGGUUUUCUGGGGCCGAUACGUAUCUUGUUGGCCGCUUCCGCCUCGCGAGUUCUUCUUUUGAUCCGCCGGCGAAUUUUAUACCGGCGCCAAGGACGUCUUAUGUAGGGAAAGACGAAGCGGCAGUGGACCAGAACCCAACGGUCCAGUCGCUCAUUGCACAGCCUUCCGUCGGCGAACUUCUCCUGUGGAUCCAAUAUCGCCAUAUAAUUGAUUUGAACUGA
Messenger RNA from Penicillium nucicola, 513 nucleotides. RefSeq lists its product as uncharacterized. The transcript has 2 exons. Bases 1 to 513 code for a protein of 170 amino acids. The record is from RefSeq and is a predicted model, not a curated record. Lineage: Eukaryota; Fungi; Ascomycota; Eurotiomycetes; Eurotiales; Aspergillaceae.